CCUACACAGAACUUUUUCCUCGACGAACUUGUUCGCUGCCCGCCUCGCCACUGCGACCAGUUCUAAUCCCAAAUACCCCACACAACACCAUCGUGCCGUCUCGCAAAUACAUGCUCAAGAGGAGAAGCGCGCCCCACCUCACACUUCCCAAUAUCCUCUCCCACACGUCCUCGUAGGAACCCGGAAUCAUGGGCCAAACCCUCUCCGAGCCCGUCGUCGACAAGCAUUCGGAAAAUGGCCAAGGCGAGUCCCUCAUCUUCGGCGUGUCGUCGAUGCAGGGCUGGCGCAUCAGCAUGGAAGACGCACACGCUACCGUACUCGACCUCACAGCCGAAGACGGCAAGCCCACCCCCGCAGACAAGCGAUUAGCUUUCUUCGGUGUAUACGACGGCCACGGCGGUGACAAGGUAGCGAUAUACACGGGCGAGAAGCUUCAUCAAAUCGUCACAAAACAAGAGGCCUUCAAAGAGGGAGACCUCAAGAAGGCUCUGCAAGACGGGUUCCUGGCAACAGACAGGGCCAUCCUGAGCGAUCCAAAGUAUGAAGAGGAAGUCUCGGGAUGCACUGCCUCCGUCGGCAUCAUAUCAAAGGACAAGAUCUACGUGGCCAACGCGGGUGACUCGCGCUCCGUCCUAGGAGUCAAGGGCAGGGCAAAGCCGCUUUCAUUUGACCACAAGCCGCAGAACGAAGCUGAAAAGGCACGCAUUCAAGCCGCAGGUGGCUUUGUCGACUUUGGCCGUGUGAACGGCAACCUUGCCCUAUCGCGCGCGAUAGGCGACUUCGAGUUCAAGAAGAGCGCCGAUCUUCCUCCCGAGCAGCAAAUAGUCACCGCAUUCCCAGAUGUGGAAAUACACGACAUCAACCAGGACGACGAGUUCUUAGUCGUUGCCUGCGAUGGUAUCUGGGACUGCCAGUCGUCGCAAGCUGUCAUCGAAUUCGUUAGGCGCGGAAUUGUUGCGAAGCAGGACCUCUCUUCUAUUUGUGAGAACAUGAUGGACAACUGCCUGGCGUCGAACAGUGACACGGGAGGCGUUGGUUGCGACAACAUGACCAUGGUCAUUAUUGGUCUUCUGCAGGGACGGACAAAGGAUCAAUGGUACGAGGACAUUGCAAAGAGGGUUGCCAAUGGAGAGGGUCCAUGUGCGCCGCCAGAGUACGCGGAGUUCCGCGGCCCUGGCGUUCACCAUCGCAUUGACGAUAGUCCUGAUGACAUCGACAUGGAUCUUGACCACCGAUUCCGGCCAAACAGCGGACUCGGCGGUCGCGUCAUUCUUCUGGGUGACGGUACCGAGAUUUCGUCUGACGCGCACGAGGCCGACAUGUUCGACAAUGCUGAUGAAGACAAGGACCUCGAGUCGCAAGUCAACAAGUACAACAAGGAAGCCCAAGUGACCGAAUCCCCGUCCUCUGUACAGACUGAAAAGUCCGAUGCCCCUGAGCCAGCCUCAAAAGCGCCCCAGGCCGACAAGAAGCCCGAAGCGAGUAAAGCGCAGACAAGUGAGAAGUAGCUUGCCCUCCUUUGAUCUGGUCGCACCAUGCUUCGUCUACAACACCAGGCUUGGCGUUCGAGAAGCACGCGGUGCGAGUAAUGUCUUUCAUAUGAAGUUUGCAAGCAGUGGGUUUGUUGGUUUCCAUCAGCAGGAUCAAGCUAUGGGUGGUCAUGGAAACGAGCCUCAAGGAACGAUAGCGGGCAGCGUCACGAAAUGAUACCUGGCGUCGAAAUACACCGUCGCCCUCCUCCAUUACCUAUAUAUCUCUUUGUUCAC
This is a messenger RNA of Cucurbitaria berberidis CBS 394.84, 1766 nucleotides long. RefSeq names its product protein phosphatase-like protein 2c. Gene Ontology annotation, biological process: protein dephosphorylation. NCBI's taxonomy places the organism in Eukaryota, Fungi, Ascomycota, Dothideomycetes, Pleosporales, Cucurbitariaceae. The transcript has 7 exons. Bases 189 to 1508 code for a protein of 439 amino acids. The record is from RefSeq and is a predicted model, not a curated record. Gene Ontology annotation, molecular function: protein serine/threonine phosphatase activity; cation binding.